This is a messenger RNA of Aphis gossypii (cotton aphid), 1396 nucleotides long. RefSeq lists its product as uncharacterized. The coding region runs from base 366 to 650 and encodes 94 amino acids. Lineage: Eukaryota; Metazoa; Arthropoda; Insecta; Hemiptera; Aphididae. The record is from RefSeq and is a predicted model, not a curated record. The transcript is spliced from 4 exons.
CCUAGUAUCUAGUUACCCAAACUCCAAACCGUACACACACAUUACCUCCAUAUACCAGUCGUUUUUAUUUAUUUGUCGUUUUCGUACAUUUCUGUAAAUUUAUAUAUUUUAUAUAAAUACCGUACACUAACGCUCCGCUGUCGCAGUAUAAUACCUGUUGUACACCGCGACGACCAUAUAGUACACAACUCCACUCGUCGCCGUUUGUUCCGGUCACGAACACGACUACCUGUUGUACCCGUACACAUCGUAAUAAAUAAUAUUUAUUAUAUUUUCCGACGUCCCGAUUCCGGCAUAUUUUUCCCGCCGACGUUUUAACUGCAAGUGUUGCGCCGAACGCCAAAAACAAAAAAAAAUCAUACAAAAUGGUUUCCGUACAGAGGGUUUUGAUCGUCUUGUGCGUCGUCCUAUGCCACCUGAUGAUCGCGUCAGCUCAAUUCGACUUUGGCGAUUUCCUGUCCAAUGUCGAACAAUCCAGCAACCGAGACCCUAGAGAAAACCGAGGCCCAGUUCUGUUCCCGGCAACACAACCCGGUUCCGAGACUAGCGGCGUAGUAGUGGGAGCUUCAGGGUUCGGAUUCGUACCGCCCGGUGGCAACAAACCACAACGACCACAAGCACAAGGCGAGAACAUUUUCAGCUUCUGGUGAUGAAGACGAGAUCCGAUAACGAAGCACACUGCAAGUAGAUUGAAUUUCCUACCCGUCUAACCCGGCAACGGAUAGCAAAUAACUUGUCAAUGCGAGAUCUCUACAAAUAUAAUAACAAAAAUUAAGAAUAAUAUUAUUAUACGUAGGUACAUUGUAUCUAUACAAAUCGAUGUAAAACUACCGUAUUAUAUUAUAUACACUCGUUUCGAAUAUCACAUCGAAAAAUUCAUAAAUAAUACAUACGAGCAUAGGUAUAAAAAUAUAUAUAAUAUAUAAUAUGUAUAUAUAUAAUAUGCACGCCUCGUAAACUUAUUAUCUGAAUUCGUACAAAAGUAUAUGUAUAAUACAUAGGUAUACUCUAGAGUUUUCUUAAUUUAUUUUAUUACAUAUUGUACAUAUAAUUUUCAAGUCUCUUAUUAUAUCUAAUAAUUUAUUUCAUAGUGAAUAUAUUACAUAUAUAUUACAACCGACUUAGGUUAGUUACCAAUUAUUAUUAAACAUUAUAAACUGCUAUAUAUUAUUUACCUAUAUAUAUAGAUUUAUCAUAUUAUUAUAUUCUUUUAAAAUAUUGUAAUUUUAAGAAAAGACAUUAUGUAUCUGUGGUUACCGUAUAUUUAUAACGCGCGUAUCCCAAUAGUUUACCUAUUAUACCUAUAUACUAAAUAAUUUCGAUGUAUGCAUACAACGGAAAAAUGAUAGAAAAACGAAACAUGAUUUUAUUGCAAUAAAGUUACUACUAUAUAUUA